CUUAUCGAAACCUCGCUCCUAAAUAUCCCAUCGUCGUCGCCUGCCAUCUGCCGCCGGCCCGCCGCCACCACUGCACCGCACACUAGCUAGUAGCUACUAGCUAGACGACCGGCCGGAGAUGGAUCCGGUGUGGUUAGACUUAGAGUGGUUCCACAUGGACGGGGCGGAGCUCGCCAACCGCGGCCGUCGACCGGAUCAUCUUGAUGAUGAGGACGAUCUCUAUGUAGCCUUGGCCUUGGCUCCCUACGUUGAUCGCCACCGGCCUCGAACCCGUCCCCGAUCCCCAUCCCCAUCCCCAUCCCCGCCCUCACACGAGGAAGCCGGGGACGACGCUGCUACUGCUCGCAACAACAAGCGUGCUUGCAUCCCCGCUUACAGCGAAGCCAUCCUGGGGCUCAAGGAGGUGGUGCCAACCGCUAAGCACGACGACGACGACUGUGCCAUCUGCCUCAACCCAUUGGCCGAUAUCGCUGGUCCUGAUCACAAGAAGGACGACGCGUCAGCUACGUCGAUGCUUCGGGCCAUGCCCUGCUCCCACAUCUUCCACCAGCACUGCAUCUUCCAGUGGCUCCAUCGCAACACCGUCUGUCCUCUCUGUCGCUACCAGCUGCCCACCACUUUCGAGGACGAGGACACUGAAGUCGAGAAGGACGAGGAGGAGAUGGACAACUCAAAUUCUCGAUUGAAUCAGAUUAGACGACGACUGCAGAUCUUGUACAACUAAAAAAUUCAGCCAAAUUAUUUACCGAGUGUUUUUAGGUACACCAGUACAAAGAAACACCGUAGCAAAUUGAUUUAUAUUGGCAAUUCAGUUAAGAGAACCACUAGUACAAAUCCAUUGUAUGAAACAUAAACUAGGGUUUAAAAACAGCAAAAUCUUAUUUCAGUUGUGUUUAGAUUGCAAUUUUGUUGCCCACAUAUUAGAACGUACAAAGUGAGUAUAAAUUGUUUGU
Molecule: messenger RNA, 953 nt
Organism: Zea mays
Lineage: Eukaryota; Viridiplantae; Streptophyta; Magnoliopsida; Poales; Poaceae
Product: E3 ubiquitin-protein ligase RNF181 homolog
Exons: 1
Coding region: 119-724 (201 amino acids)
Biological process (GO): protein ubiquitination
Cellular component (GO): cytoplasm
Molecular function (GO): ubiquitin protein ligase activity; zinc ion binding
Source: RefSeq, a predicted model, not a curated record